Messenger RNA from Gastrolobium bilobum, 960 nucleotides. RefSeq names its product fra a 1-associated protein. Bases 107 to 700 code for a protein of 197 amino acids. Lineage: Eukaryota; Viridiplantae; Streptophyta; Magnoliopsida; Fabales; Fabaceae. The record is from RefSeq and is a predicted model, not a curated record. The transcript is spliced from 2 exons.
GUGUUUCGCAAGCUAAAUGGUAAUUAAACGCACAGCUUAAACUCAUUCUCUCAAUUCUCAAAUACAAAGGUGAGAAUUUUGGGGAUAACGAUUUCGAAACAGAAAAAUGGGGUGGGUGUGGAGCGACGACGACGACGACAACAGAGGCGAUAACCAACUCAAUUCCUCUUCAUGUGACGGCGAACGCGAACGAUGCUCCACCUCUAAGAUCGUGAAAUCGAAGUGCAGGACGGAGGAGGUGGAAUCUGGAAAGUUCGUUAGAAAAUGCGAGAAAACGGAAGAGCUUCUCAAGAAUUGCAUCGGAAGGCCUGCUGAAGUGGUGCAAUCACACACAGAGUAUACCGAAGAGGAUGUCACACAUAAGUUGCUUAAAGGAGGGUCUCCCGCAUUUAGCUCAUCAUACAGCUCAUCAGAUCGUGGUGUGUUUGACUUGCCUGGGCUGCGGAGUGAUAUCGAAGUCAUGGAAAGAAACCUCUUCGGAGGUCUCAGUCGUUUCUUUGAAGCAGCUGAAGAAAUGAAGAAUGGCUUUUUUGAUGUUUUUGUAAAUUCUACACCCGUAUUUGAUGGAGAGUCGUCUUCCUCACCUUCUGUCAGGCGAGGGAUACCUAUUGAGGAGUAUCGUCGGCAAAAAGCUUCUCCUGAACCCAAGGAGAAGGAAUUGACAGAUCAUGAUUUCGCUGCAUUGGCUAAAGAUAUUUAAACUUUGGAAGUGUCUAGUUUUGUCUUAGAUUACGAUCAUCUGGACUUUGAGUAUGUCUUCUAAUAACGUAUCUCUCUGCGUCAUUGCCAGCUGUUUAAUAUUAUUUUAAAGCUGUGGCUGAUGUGGUGUGUAACCAAGUUCUUAUUACCUACUCUUAUUAUUAGCGAUAUGAAUGAUUCAGCAAUUCAUUUUUUAGCCAGAUUCUCAUUGGGUGCAUGGAAAGGUAUUGGCAUUUGCAUUUAUUUGUCAAACACCCCUAA